GACAGUUGUAUGGUGAUGGAGGGGGAACAACCUCAAGAGGACAGUGCCCAACCCCAGCCCCCCGCGUCCUGCUCCAAGAAGCCAGACAAGACCCUCUACCAGCCCAAGAAGAAGCAGGACGGCCCCAAAGAUAAGGCCCAAACCCAGGGAGACGGCAAACCAAAGCCCAGGCCUCGCUACACGGACAAGGCCCGAAAAAACGCCAAGAACAAGAAGGACAAAGGAGGGAAGACAGGAGGAGAGGGGAAUGGAGUCCUAAACGGUGAGGCCAAACUGGAGGAGAGGGUAGAAGGAGGAGGGGAGAAAGGGCCACAAAAUGAUGGACAGGCUGCUACAGCCAAUCAGGAAGGAGAUGGAGUUGUGGGCUCGCGACUGGAGGGAGGGAGCGAGAGUUCUCCUGAGAGAGAAGGGGGAUCCCGGGAGGGGAUAGAGGAAGGCCUUCAGGAAGAGGAAGAGGAGGAGGAGAGCUGGGACGCUCUCUUUGAUGACGAAGGAGAGUGUUUGGACCCCCAUGUGCUAGAGGAGGUGAGUCUGCCUGUGUGUAUGUCUGUUUGAAGAGGUGAGUCUGUCUGCCUGUGUCUACCUGUGUCUGUCAGGAGGUGAGUCUGUCUGUCUGCACCCCUAGAAUACUGCUAUAACACUCAAUGUAUGUCUGCUACUUAUUAGUGGUACUAUUGCUGCAAUGCUGUUAGUAACACAUCCACUGUUCUGUCUAUAGUUGGGCAUAUUUAGUAGUUUUGCUUACUAGUCUCCUAUCUCUCUCAAGCCUUCUCUCUAAGGGGAGCUGUCCCUUCUUUAGACGUCUCUUCCCAUUCAUAAGGAGUAGUCGCCUGUGCUCUCGUCUUCAGAGGUGGCCUGCGGGUCGAACUGAUGUCGGCGGUGCAGGAGGCCAGGUUGACCUAUAACUGCUAUAACAGAUGUGAGUCGGGGACAUAUGACUACUGCUAGAGAUGAGCUGUCUAUAACAAUCACGACUGUCCAUCAGAGUUUAAGUACUUGACUGGUCAAUCCUUCCAGCUCUCCCUCGUACCCUACCUUCUCCUACUCAAGCAUUCCCCGUACCCAGCUCUAUAGUUGCAAAUAAAUGGGCUGCCAGGGCAGUUCAUGGCCAGGUGCAACGUUUCGUCGCAAGUUAGCCCAAAUACACUGUCUGAUGCUAACAUCUAAUUCUACUUAGAGUCACAUCGUUUAGACAGGGCCUAAGUAUCCUUAAGACUAGGUACCGUUUGGACACCCUCGAUCUUCACCUCACAUAUUAAUAAUAUUAGAUAUAGGCUUCAGCUAUACUGGUGCUUUCCCAAAGUUACCAAAUUACAGCUGCUGUAAAUGGGCCCAUUCUCUAGGCAUGUCACAGCCUAAGUCAGUCUAUAUAGAAUAGCUUGACCACCCUCGACUACCUCUCUUCUCUUGUAAGGUAGCCUAUGGGUUUGUAAGAGUAAAGUUCGGUCAAUCUCAUUGGGAUGCCCUAGUCCUAUCUAACUAGGACCAGUACCUCUCUCUUGUCAAGUGUACUGCUCCAUUUGUCAAGAGGUAGCGUGCUCCAAUUCUCAGAGGUACCAGUCCCUCUUGUCAAAGGUAGCCAGUCUCCAUCUUGUCAAGAUAGCCAGUGUCCAUCUUGUCAAGAGGUAGCCAGUGCUCCAUCUUGUCAAGAGUAGCCAUGCUCCAUCUUGUCAAGAGGUAGCCGUGCUCCAUCUUGUCAAGAGUAGCCAGUGCUCCAUCUUGUCAAGAGGUAGCCAGUGCUCCAUUUGUCAAGAGGUCCUGCUCCAUCUUGUCAAGAGGUAGCCAGUGCUCCAUCUUGUCAAGAGGUAGCCAGUGCUCCAUCUUGUCAAGAGGUAGCCAGUGCUCCAUCUUGUCAAGAGGUAGCCAGUGCUCCAUCUUGUCAAGAGGUAGCCAGUGCUCCAUCUUGUCAAGAGGUAGCCAGUGCUCCAUCUUGUCAAGAGGUAGCCAGUGCUCCAUCUUGUCAAGAGGUAGCCAGUGCUCCAUCUUGUCAAGAGGUAGCCAGUGCUCCAUCUUGUCAAGAGGUAGCCAGUGCUCCAUCUUGUCAAGAGGUAGCCAGUGCUCCAUCUUGUCAAGAGGAAGCCUACAGUAUGUGGUAGAGAUGAGAUGUUAAAGGUGUUUGUGUCUGUAGGCAGAGAGGCUUUGACAUCCAGUUUGUGGACGAUACACACGCCCUGGCUCUCUUCAACAGCCCCAUAGCAGGUGAGUCACAACUGGGUUACAACUGAACAUGUUUCUUACCUUAUGGAAAGCACCGUCUGUCUCUUUUCUGUGAAACUUUACUAAAGGUGUUUGGAUGGUAAAAUGAAGUAGUGGUCAACGUGUUAAUGAUUUUAAUAGUAGAGCUGACUUAACUGUCUUCUCAGUCAACACUCAAGUCAACAUUUGAGGUAAGCAUUUAGCAACUGAACUCUCCAUCUCUCUCUCUCUCUGUCUGUGUCUGCGUGUUCUUGUGUGUGUGUGUGGUGUGUGUGUGUGUCAGCUCGGGAGGCUCUGAGGACCAAACAUCCUCUGUUGAAGGUCAGGUCUCUGGCUAAAGCCUCCGUCACCACCAGGGCAAAGGCUCGCAGCUGCUCAGGUACUAACUAUCCUCUCUUUCAUUCAUCUGUCCUUCCUUUCCUUUAUCCUCCAUCAUUCAGAGUGUUUCUGGAACUCCUUCUUUGACCGGUUCUCUCUUCCUCUACAUCUCCUCUCUCAUCUCUCCUGUAUUCUCUCUCUCUCUCUCUCUCUAUCUCUCUCUCUCUCUCUCUCUCUCUCUCUCUCUCUCUCUCUCUCUCUCUCACUCACUCACUCAUAUCUCCUGUUCUCUCUCUCUCUCAUAUCUCCUGUUCCCUCUCCUCUCCUCUCCUCCAGACUACCUGCUCCCUACUAAGGAGCGUCCCCAGACCAGUGCAGUGUUGGCCCGCAGGCUGGUGAUGGGGGCGCUGGGUGUCAAGAGUCCCCAGAGCAAAGAGCACCGCGAAGCAGAGAAAAAAAAACUGCAAGAUGCCAGAGGUACGUGAUUAAAGGGGCAAUCUGGAAUUCUAACAAUAACAAGAGGUUUCCCCGCCACUUGUUUUGGUAAAUAGCUGAGGGAUGGGGCUGGAGAAAUGUAACCACUCUCAAAUUCAUAGACGGUAUGUAUGCAAGGACUGACUGUCCAUGAGAUCAGAAUGCUCGUUUUAACCAUGUUUUGAGUCUAUAUAGCGUUUUUAGUGUCACAAUUAUAUUGUUUACAAACAAUGGAGUAAAACAGGCUUAUAUUUUGGGUUGUGAUGGGGUACGACCAAUGAUGUGGAUAAACCCUGGGUGACUAACCGGGGGGCGCUGUUUUGAAGCCACCGCAAAGCGAUUUUGGUACUCCUCCGUUGUAAAAAAGAUUUUGGAAGCUAUAGAAAUGCAUUUAUUAAUGUCUACAUUCGUUUUUGACAAGUAUAUUCUAUUACAGACACCUUAAUGCAUACUUUUAAAUUAUAUUAUUCAAACUGAACAUAAAAAUAAUACAAUAAAAUGUUUUUAAGAAAUACUUAAAUACAUGUAAUUUUGUCUUUGAACCAUGUAAUUGAAAUACUGUAGAAUUCCGUUCAUUCCGAUGGAGGGCUACUCCUACUGGGGAGUGCCUACAUGGCAGACCGGUGGCUUCAAAGCCACUAACACGCCAAUAAGUAGCAUCAGCAAUCCAGGGUUUAUAUAAAUCAUUGGGUACGACAGUUGAAGUAAGCUGUCAUUGAAUGUUGCUACCACUAGGGGGUGGUGUUCUGUCAGUGUGAAGAUACAGAUGGUGAUGUCUCAGGACCAUUACAUUUUAGUCAUUUAGCAGACGCUCUUAUCCAGAGCGACUUACAGUUAGUACAUGAGAGACUGAGGACAAUGCUCUCAUCUAGUGUUCUAUAAACACACACUGCACGUCCUGGAAAUAGGAUCCAGUCAUGUUGUUUAAGUGUAGCCUUGCUACCAAAGACCAGCUGUUGGGGGAAAAGUGGUGUCCUCACAAGAUACAAAUAUAGAACAGAUCAUCAGGAGGAACUGACAACUAGAUGUUUGCUGGUGGUGACUACUUCUUGCACUGAGAGAGAGAGGAGACCCAUAUACAGUGUGUGUGUGUCAGGGUCAGGAGAGAGAGAGGGAGACCCAUAUACAGUGUGUGGGUCAGGGUCCUGAGAGAGAGAGGAGACCCAUAUACAGUGUGUGGGUCAGGGUCCUGAGAGAGAGAGGAGACCCAUAUACAGUGUGUGGGUCAGGGUCCUGAGAGAGUGGUGGCUUACUGGUAGUUAGGCAGAGAGAAGGACCAUACACGUCGUGUCGGGCUAGAGCCGAGAGUCGACCCUAUCCAUGUGUUGCCGAGAGAGAGAUGGAACAUAUACGUGUUGUUUAUUUCUGCUCCCAGAGGAUAUAUAGUAGAUACAUAAAACCAGAAGGACCAGUCCACUCUGAGAGAGGAUAUAUAGUAGAUACAUAAAGCCAGAAGGACCAGUCCACUCUGGUGGAUUUAACAAGUGACAUCAAAUCAAAUUUUAUUGGUCACAUACACAUAUUUAGCAGAUGUUAUUGUGGGUGUAGCGAAAUGCUUGUGUUUCUAGCUCCAACAGUGCAGGAAGAUCUAACAAUACACAAAAUACACACAUGUAAAAGAAUGGAAUUAAGAAAUAUAUAAAUAUUAGGACGAGCAAUGUCUGAGUGGCAUUGACUAAACUACAGUAGAAUAGAAUACAGUAUAUACAUAUGAGAUGAGUAAAGCAGUAUGUAAACAUUAUUAAAGUGACUAGUGUUCCAUUAUUAAAGUGGCCAGUGAUUCCAAGUCUAUGUAUAUAGGGCAGCAGCCUCUAAGGUGCAGGGUUACGUAACCGGGUGGAAGCCGCCUAGUGAUGGCUAUUUAACAGUCUGAUGGCCUUGAGAUAGAAGCUGUUUUUCAGUCUCUCAGUCCCAGCUUUGAUGCACCUGUACUGAUGACCUCGCCUUCUGGAUGAUAGCGGGGUGAACAGGCAGUGACUCGGAUGGUUGUUGUCCUUGAUGAUCUUUUUGGCCUUCCUGUGACAUCGGGUGCUGUAGGUGUCCUGGAGGGCAGGUAGUGUGCCCCCAGUGAUGCGUUGGGCAGACCUCACCACCCUCUGGAGAGUCCUGCGGUUGCGGGCGGUGUAGGUGAUACAGCCUGACAGGAUGCUCUCAGUUGUGCAUCUGUAAAAGCCGUUGCGCCUUCACCACACUCUGUGUGGGUGGACCAUUUCAGACAAUCAGUGAUGUGUACGCCGAGGAACUUGAAGCUUUCCACCUUCUCAACUGUGGUCCUGUCGAUGUGGAUAGAGGGGUGCGCCCUCUGCUGUUUCCUGACGUCCACGAUCAUCUCCUUUGUUUUGCUGACGUUGAGUGAGAGGUUAUUUUCCUGGCACCACACUCCCAGAGCCCUCACCUCCUCCCUGUAGGCGGUCUCGUCAUUGUUGGUAAUCAAGCCUACUACUGUUGUGUCGUCUGCAAACUUGAUGAUUCCAUCAAGGAGUGCAUGGCUACGCAGUCAUGGGUGAACAGGGAGUACAGGAGGGGGCUGAGCACGCACCCUUGUGGGACCCCUGUGUUGAGGAUCAGCGAAGUGGAGGUGUUCUUUUCUGCCUUCACCACCUGGGUGCGGCCCGUCAGGAAGUUCAGGACCCAGUUGCACAGGGUUGGGUUCAGACCCAGGGCCCCGAGCUUAAUGAUGAGCUUGGAGGGUACUAUGGUGUUGAAUGCUGAGCUAUAGUCAAUUAACAGCAUUCUUAAAAUAGGUAUUCCUCUUGUCCAGAUGGGAUAGGACAGUGUGCAGUGCGAUGGCGAUUGCAUCGUCUGUGGAUCUAUUGGGGCGGUAAGCAAAUUGAAGUGGAUCUAGGGUGUAAGGUAGAGGUGAUAUGAGCCUUAACUAGCCUCUCAAAGCACUUCAUGAUGACAGAAGUGAGUGCUAGGGGGCGAUAGUCAUUUAGUUCAGUUAAGGGAGGAUGGGAUGGAGGGGGGUAAGUGGUUCCUUUCCUCUCCGUCAGGCCUUCCCUUCCCAGGUGUUGUCUCUGUUUAGCUGCCAGAAGCUUCUGCUCUGAAAGAGGGAUCAUAGCUUUCACCUGGUCAGGAGGGAGCCGGACGGAUGGCAGCUCAUGGAACUGACUCUGUUUGUUUUCUGGCAUGGAUGACUUGGAAUCUUCUGUUGUCAGGUGAACUUAGAGGACGUUAUGUGAUCAUAGACAUUAUGUGUCUGUGUGAAGCUCUGUUUAGAUUGUUCGAUACAACUAGCGCUCCCUCCCCUGCCCCUGGUGCCCAGGGAGCACAAGACAUUGAAAAUGCGUAUUUUCAACCCAAAAAAUACUUAUUUUCUACAAAGAAAUACAUAUUUUCAACCAAGAAAUACGUAUUUUCAACAUCUUUUCAACCCCAAAAAUAUGUAUUUUCAACCAAAAAUAUAUUCUCAUAAGGUGGGGAUGUGCUUUUUAUACAGGAACAUCCUAUAAUCAUAUACAGUCUUAUGAUUCAUGCAGGGAAAAAAGUAUUUGAUCCCCUGCUGAUUUUGUACGUUUGCCCACUGACAAAGACAUGAUCAGUCUAAAUUUGAAUGGUAGGUUUAUUUGAACAGUGAGAGACAGAAUAACAACAAAAAAAUCCUGAAAAACGCAUGUCAAAAAUGUUAUAAAUUGAUUUGCAUUUUAAUGAGGGAAAUAAGUAUUUGACCCCUCUGCAAAACAUGACUUAGUACUUGGUGGCAAAACCCUUGUUGGCAAUCACAGAGGUCAGACGUUUCUUGUAGUUGGCCACCAGGUUUGCACACAUCUCAGGAGGGAUUUUGUCCCACUCCUCUUUGCAGAUCUUCUCCAAGUCAUUAAGGUUUCGAGCCUGACGUUUGGCAACUCGAACCUUCAGCUCCCUCCACAGAUUUACUAUGGGAUUAAGGUCUGGAGACUGGCUAGGCCACUCCAGGACCUUAAUGUGAUUCUUCUUGAGCCACUCCUUUGUUGCCUUGGCCGUUUGUUUUGGGUCAUUGUCAUGCUGGAAUACCCAUCCACGACCCAUUUUCAAUGCCCUGGCUGAGGGAAGGAGGUUCUCACCCAAGAUUUGACAGUACAUGGCCCCGUCCAUCUUCCCUUUGAUGCGGUAAAGUUGUCCUGUCCCCUUAGCAGAAAAACACCCCCAAAGCAUAAUGUUUCCACCUCCAUGUUUGACGGUGGGGAUGGUGUUCUUGGGGUCAUAGGCAGCAUUCUUCCUCCUCCAAACACGGCGAGUUGAGUUGAUACCAAAGAGCUCGAUUUUGGUCUCAUCUGACCACAACACUUUCACCCAGUUCUCCUCUGAAUCAUUCAGAUGUUCAUUGGCAAACUUCAGACGGGCCUGUAUAUGUGCUUUCUUGAGCACGGGGACCUUGCGGGCGCUGCAGGAUUUCAGUCCUUCACGGCAUAGUGUGUUACCAAUUGUUUUCUUGGUGACUAUGGUCCCAGCUGCCUUGAGAUCAUUGACAAGAUCCUCCCGUGUAGUUCUGGGCUGAUUCCUCACCGUUCUCAUGAUCAUUGCAACUCCACGAGGUGAGAUCUUGCAUGGAGCCCCAGGCCGAGGGAGAUUGACAGUUAUUUUGUGUUUCUUCCAUUUGCAAAUAAUCGCACCAACUGUUGUCACCUUCUCACCAAGCUGCUUGGCGAUGGUCUUGUAGCCCAUUCCAGCCUUGUGUAGGUCUACAAUCUUGUCCCUGACAUCCUUGGAGAGCUCUUUGGUCUUGGCCAUGGUGGAGAGUUUGGAAUCUGAUUGAUUGAUUGCUUCUGUGGAUAGGUGUAUUUUAUACAGGUAACAAACUGAGAUUAGGAGCACUCCCUUUUAGAGUGUGCUCCUAAUCUCAGCUCGUUACCUGUAUAAAGACACCUGGGAGCCAGAAUGACACUGGGGAGCCCAGAAAUCUUUGAUGAGAGGGGGUCAAAUACUUAUUUCCCUCAUUAAAAUGCAAAUCAAUUUAUAACAUUUUUGACAUGUGUUUUUCUGGAUUGUUUUGUUGUUAUUCUGUCUCUCACUGUUCAAAUAAACCUACCAUUAAAAUUAUAGACUGAUAAUUUCUUUGUCAGUGGGCAAACGUACAAAAUCAGCAGGGGAUCAAAUACUUUUUUCCCUCACUCUAUGUAAUCAUAUAUACGUUCUAUAUUCUAUGUGUAAUUGGGUGUGGUUAUUUGAUUUAUUAGGAUCCCCAUUAGCCGACGCCAAUGGUGACCGCUAGUCUUACUGGGGUCCGACACAUAACGAAAGACAUUACAGACAAAAAAAAGACUUAACAAUUGACAUACAUUUAAAGACAUUAACGUGUGUGGUGUGUGUGUGGUGUCUUGUUGAUAGUAUUGUCUACUACGAGUGGUAUUAAUUGCUACUUUCGUACCAACCUCUCUGUCUCUGUGUCCGGUCUUUGUCUUUCAGAGCAGAAGCGUCUGGCAGCUAAACAGAGACACGAACGCCUGGGAAGGGAAGGCCUGACGGAGAGGAAAGGAACCACUUACCACCCUCCAGCCCAUCCUCCCUUCACCGUACGGACUAGACACACCUCUGUUCCCUCUCCUCUCCCCACCUACCAUGGGGGCUACACAGCACCCCUCCCUCCCCCCUACGCAGGGCAGCUCUACUGAAGCCAAACUGGACCGAACAUGAACUGAACUGAACUUGACUGAGCCAAAGCCCAGAGUGUGUUGCCAGAAGUUUUUAUCUUGAAACCUGGUCAGCUUUAGAUUCAUUAUCAUUACUAACAUUGAUAACAGGGUAAUAUGGACAGGUUUGGAUAAUA
Molecule: messenger RNA, 8734 nt
Organism: Coregonus sp. 'balchen'
Lineage: Eukaryota; Metazoa; Chordata; Actinopteri; Salmoniformes; Salmonidae
Source: the annotation of a GenBank genome assembly